This is a messenger RNA of Gymnogyps californianus (California condor), 873 nucleotides long. RefSeq names its product peroxiredoxin 3 (gene PRDX3). The transcript has 7 exons. The record is from RefSeq and is a predicted model, not a curated record. Gene Ontology annotation, molecular function: thioredoxin peroxidase activity. The coding region runs from base 16 to 732 and encodes 238 amino acids. Lineage: Eukaryota; Metazoa; Chordata; Aves; Accipitriformes; Cathartidae. Gene Ontology annotation, biological process: response to oxidative stress; hydrogen peroxide catabolic process; cell redox homeostasis. Gene Ontology annotation, cellular component: mitochondrion; cytosol.
GCCGCCGCGCUCAACAUGGCCGCCGCGCUGGGAAGGCUGCUGCGGAGCGCGGUGCCCGCCGCUGCCGCCGCCGCCGGGAGGAGACUGACGGCGCGGCCCCUGCCCUGCGCCCGCCGCCAGUUCAGCCUCGGCUCCUCGCAGUUUGCUCCAGCGGUUACACAGCACGCCCCGUUUUUUAAAGGAACGGCCGUUGUUAACGGAGAGUUCAAGGAGCUGAACCUGGAUGAUUUCAAGGGGAAAUACCUGGUUCUGUUCUUCUAUCCCCUGGACUUCACCUUUGUCUGCCCCACAGAAAUUGUGGCUUUCAGCAACAAAGCGAAUGAAUUUCAUGAUGUGAACUGUGAAGUGGUGGCAGUUUCUGUGGAUUCUCAUUUUUGCCAUCUGGCCUGGAUAAAUACGCCACGAAAGAGCGGCGGUUUGGGCAAAAUGAAUAUUCCAAUUCUGUCGGACCUCACAAAACAAAUCUCCCGUGAUUAUGGUGUGCUGCUAGAAGGACCUGGCAUAGCACUAAGAGGUCUCUUCAUCAUUGAUCCAAAUGGGAUCAUCAAGCAUCUAAGUAUCAACGAUCUCCCCGUCGGUCGUAGUGUGGAAGAGACCCUCCGCUUGGUGAAAGCAUUCCAGUACGUGGAAACACAUGGAGAGGUUUGCCCAGCAAACUGGACUCCAGACUCCCCUACAAUCAAACCAAGCCCAGAAGCUUCUAAAGAAUAUUUUGAGAAAGUGCAUACAUAAACACUCACAUAUGUGGACAAAACUCUUAGCUACCAUAAACAGAAAACAUUAGGAAAGCAGCUAUGAUUAUUAAAAAAAAAAAAAAUCAAAUCAAAGUUCUCAUUUUCUCAUGUUUAAGAAGAAAUUAAAUGCUGAAAUAUU